AUGUGGCCAUCACAACUACUAAUCUUCAUGAUGCUCUUAGCACCAAUAAUUCAUGGUGGCAAGCACAGUGAGCGACAUCCAGCCCUUGCUGCUCCACUGCGACAUGCUGAGCGCAGCCCAGGAGGCGCUCUACCACCCAGACAUCUCCUUCAGCAGCCAGCUGCAGAGCGUGCCACUGCUCAUCGCGGACAAGGGCCUCGCGGAGCUACCAGAGGAGUUCGUGGUCCAGGUGCCCAAGGAGCACAGCUUGCAGCCCAAGCUUUCAGCCGUGCCCCAAUUCCGAUGGCCGUGGUCCGCAGAGAGCUCUCCUGUGAGAGUUACCCUAUAGAGCUCCGCUGUCCGGGAACAGACGUUAUCAUGAUUGAAAGUGCCAACUAUGGGAGGACUGAUGACAAAAUUUGUGACUCUGACCCUGCUCAGAUGGAGAAUAUCCGUUGUUAUCUGCCAGAUGCCUAUAAGAUUAUGUCUCAAAGAUGCAAUAACAGAACCCAGUGUGCAGUGGUGGCAGGUCCUGAUGUUUUUCCAGACCCGUGUCCAGGAACCUAUAAAUACCUUGAAGUGCAGUAUGAAUGUGUCCCUUACAAAGUGGAACAAAAAGUUUUUCUUUGUCCUGGGCUACUAAAAGGAGUGUACCAGAGUGAACAUUUGUUUGAGUCUGACCACCAGUCUGGGGCGUGGUGCAAAGACCCUCUACAGGCUUCUGACAAGAUUUAUUAUAUGCCCUGGACCCCCUACAGAACUGAUACCUUGACUGAGUAUUCAUCCAAGGAUGACUUCAUUGCUGGAAGGCCAACUACAACCUACAAGCUCCCUCACAGGGUGGAUGGCACAGGAUUUGUAGUAUACGAUGGAGCUUUGUUCUUCAACAAAGAACGCACCAGGAACAUAGUAAAGUUUGAUUUGCGGACUAGGAUAAAGAGUGGAGAGGCUAUCAUAGCAAAUGCCAAUUACCAUGAUACUUCCCCUUACCGAUGGGGAGGCAAAUCUGACAUAGACCUGGCAGUGGAUGAGAAUGGGCUAUGGGUAAUCUAUGCAACAGAACAAAACAAUGGUAAAAUUGUCAUUAGUCAAUUGAACCCUUACACCCUACGGAUUGAAGGGACAUGGGAUACUGCAUAUGAUAAAAGGUCAGCUUCCAAUGCGUUUAUGAUUUGUGGGAUUCUGUAUGUGGUCAAAUCUGUCUAUGAGGAUGAUGACAAUGAAGCCACUGGGAAUAAGAUUGACUACAUUUACAACACCGACCAAAGCAAGGAUAGUUUGGUGGAUGUACCCUUUCCCAAUUCAUACCAGUACAUAGCAGCUGUGGAUUACAACCCCAGGGACAACCUACUUUAUGUAUGGAAUAACUAUCAUGUGGUGAAAUAUUCUUUGGAUUUUGGACCUCUGGAUAGUAGAUCAGGGCAGGCACAUCAUGGACAAGUUUCGUACAUCUCUCCACCAAUUCACAUUGACUCUGAACUAGAAAGACCCCCUGUUAGAGAAAUCUCUACCACAGGACCUCUUGGCAUGGGAAGCACGACCACCAGUACCACCCUUCGGACCACAACUUGGAGCCCAGGAAGGAGUACUACCCCAUCAGUAUCGGGAAGAAAAAACCGAAGUACCAGCACCCCAUCUCCGGCUGUCGAGGUGCUUGACGAUAUCACCACACACCUCCCGUCAGCGUCAUCCCAAAUCCCAGCUCUGGAAGAGAGCUGCGAGGCUGUGGAAGCCCGAGAAAUCAUGUGGUUUAAGACCCGCCAAGGACAGAUAGCAAAGCAGCCUUGCCCUGCUGGAACUAUAGGUGUAUCGACUUAUCUCUGCCUUGCUCCUGAUGGAAUUUGGGAUCCCCAAGGACCAGAUCUCAGCAACUGCUCUUCUCCUUGGGUCAAUCAUAUAACCCAGAAGUUGAAAUCUGGAGAGACAGCUGCCAACAUUGCUAGAGAGCUGGCUGAACAGACAAGGAAUCAUUUGAAUGCGGGGGACAUCACCUACUCAGUCCGUGCCAUGGAUCAGCUGGUAGGGCUCCUAGAUGUGCAACUCCGGAACUUGACCCCAGGUGGAAAAGACAGUGCUGCCCGCAGUUUAAACAAGCUUCAGAAAAGAGAGCGCUCUUGCAGAGCCUAUGUCCAGGCAAUGGUCGAGACAGUUAACAACCUCCUCCAGCCACAAGCUUUGAAUGCGUGGAGAGACCUGACUACAAGUGAUCAACUACGUGCAGCCACCAUGUUGCUUGACACUGUGGAGGAAAGUGCUUUUGUACUGGCUGAUAACCUUUUGAAGACUGACAUUGUCAGGGAGAACACAGACAAUAUUAAGUUGGAAGUUGCAAGGCUGAGCACAGAAGGAAACUUAGAAGACCUAAAAUUUCCAGAAAACAUAGGCCAUGGAAGCACUAUCCAGCUUUCUGCAAAUACUUUAAAGCAAAAUGGCCGAAAUGGAGAGAUCCGAGUGGCCUUUGUCCUAUAUAACAACUUGGGUCCUUAUUUGUCCACGGAGAAUGCCAGUAUGAAGUUGGGGACAGAAGCUAUGUCCACAAAUCAUUCUGUUAUUGUCAAUUCCCCUGUUAUUACAGCAGCAAUAAACAAAGAGUUCAGUAAUAAGGUUUAUUUGGCUGAUCCUGUGGUAUUUACUGUUAAACAUAUCAAGCAGUCAGAGGAAAAUUUCAACCCUAAUUGUUCAUUUUGGAGCUAUUCCAAGCGCACAAUGACAGGUUAUUGGUCAACGCAAGGCUGUCGGCUCCUGACAACAAAUAAGACACACACUACAUGCUCCUGUAACCACCUAACCAAUUUUGCAGUACUGAUGGCACAUGUGGAAGUUAAGCACAGUGAUGCAGUCCAUGACCUGCUUCUGGAUGUGAUCACAUGGGUUGGAAUUUUGCUGUCCCUUGUUUGUCUCCUGAUUUGCAUCUUCACAUUUUGCUUUUUCCGUGGGCUCCAGAGUGACCGUAACACCAUCCACAAGAACCUCUGCAUCAGCCUUUUUGUAGCAGAGCUGCUCUUCCUGAUUGGGAUCAACCGGACUGACCAACCAAUUGCCUGUGCUGUUUUUGCUGCCCUCUUACAUUUCUUCUUUUUGGCUGCCUUCACCUGGAUGUUCCUGGAGGGAGUGCAGCUCUACAUCAUGCUGGUGGAGGUUUUUGAGAGUGAACAUUCACGAAGAAAAUACUUUUAUCUGGUUGGCUAUGGGAUGCCUGCACUCAUUGUGGCUGUGUCUGCUGCAGUAGACUACAGGAGUUAUGGAACAGAUAAAGUAUGUUGGCUCCGACUUGACACUUACUUCAUUUGGAGUUUUAUAGGACCAGCGACCUUGAUAAUUAUGCUUAAUGUAAUCUUCCUUGGGAUUGCUUUAUAUAAAAUGUUUCAUCAUACUGCCAUACUGAAACCUGAAUCAGGCUGUCUUGAUAAUAUCAACUAUGAGGAUAACAGACCCUUCAUCAAGUCAUGGGUUAUAGGUGCAAUUGCUCUUCUCUGCCUGUUAGGAUUGACCUGGGCCUUUGGACUCAUGUAUAUUAAUGAAAGCACAGUCAUCAUGGCGUAUCUCUUCACCAUUUUCAAUUCUCUACAGGGAAUGUUCAUAUUCAUUUUCCACUGUGUCCUUCAGAAGAAGGUACGAAAAGAGUAUGGGAAAUGCCUGCGAACACAUUGCUGUAGUGGCAAAAGUACAGAGAGUUCCAUUGGCUCAGGGAAAACAUCUGGUUCUAGAACUCCUGGACGCUAUUCUACAGGCUCACAGAGCCGAAUUCGUAGAAUGUGGAAUGACACGGUCCGAAAGCAGUCAGAGUCUUCCUUUAUAACUGGAGAUAUAAACAGUUCAGCGUCUCUCAACAGAGAGCCCUACAGAGAGACAAAGGGGCUUCUGAACAAUGCCAGGGAUACAAGUGUCAUGGAUACUCUACCACUGAAUGGUAACCAUGGCAAUAGUUACAGCAUUGCCAGCGGUGAAUACCUGAGCAACUGUGUGCAAAUCAUAGACCGUGGCUAUAACCAUAACGAGACAGCCCUAGAGAAAAAGAUUUUGAAGGAACUCACUUCCAACUAUAUCCCUUCUUACCUGAACAACCACGAGCGCUCCAGCGAACAGAACAGGAAUCUGAUGAACAAGCUGGUGAAUAACCUCGGCAGUGGGAGUGAAGAUGACGCCAUUGUCCUGGAUGACGCCACCUCCUUUAACCAUGAGGAGAGCUUGGGCCUGGAACUCAUUCAUGAGGAAUCCGAUGCUCCUUUGCUGCCCCCAAGAGUUUACUCCACAGAGAACCACCAGCCACACCAUUAUAACAGAAGGCGGAUCCCCCAAGACCACAGUGAGAGCUUUUUCCCUUUGCUAACCAACGAGCACACAGAAGAUCUCCAGUCACCCCACAGGGACUCUCUCUACACCAGCAUGCCAGCGCUGGCUGGUGUGGUGGCCACAGAGAGCGUUACCACCAGCACCCAGACCGAACCCCCACCGGCCAAAUGUGGUGACGUCGAAGAUGUUUACUACAAAAGCAUGCCAAACCUGGGCUCCAGAAACCACGUCCAUCAGCUGCACGCUUACUACCAGCUAGGGCGUGGCAGCAGUGAUGGAUUCAUCGUUCCUCCAAACAAAGAUGGGACCCCUCCAGAGGGAAGUUCAAAAGGACCUGCUCAUUUGGUCACUAGUCUAUAG
This is a messenger RNA of Cynocephalus volans (Philippine flying lemur), 4632 nucleotides long. It is a transcript of the gene ADGRL3, whose product is annotated as adhesion G protein-coupled receptor L3. Gene Ontology annotation, cellular component: plasma membrane. Gene Ontology annotation, biological process: cell surface receptor signaling pathway; adenylate cyclase-activating G protein-coupled receptor signaling pathway. NCBI's taxonomy places the organism in Eukaryota, Metazoa, Chordata, Mammalia, Dermoptera, Cynocephalidae. The record is from RefSeq and is a predicted model, not a curated record. The transcript has 25 exons. The coding region runs from base 1 to 4632 and encodes 1543 amino acids. Gene Ontology annotation, molecular function: G protein-coupled receptor activity; carbohydrate binding.